Molecule: messenger RNA, 1410 nt
Organism: Symbiodinium sp. CCMP2456
Lineage: Eukaryota; Dinophyceae; Suessiales; Symbiodiniaceae
Source: the annotation of a GenBank genome assembly
AUGUACCUUUGGGUCUUCCCGAACCGAGACUAUGCCGUGGGUGCCAUCUCAGGCGUCGUAGCAUCAUGCGCCGCCGUGGGUCUCUCACAUCCCAUCGAGGCCGUGAAGGUGCGUAUGCAGACCGCUCAGCACCUGGAGCCGGGUGCCGCCUCCACUUCUCUCGGCCGAUUGGCUGGCCUGCUGCGGAGGCCUUACUAUGGUGUGGGCCCUCACCUUGUGCAGUACAUGCUGCUGAACUCUGUGCGCUUCGGAUCCUACCAAGCUGCCCAGGGAUAUCUUCAGAGAAGAGCUGGUGAAAGACGCCUUUGGCUUUCCGAGAUCUUCGGAGCUGGCGCUUUCUCUGGCUUUUGCGUCGCCGCCCUGCUCCAUCCCCUCUUCGUUGUGAAGACACAUCAACAGGUCAACCGGCUCUCCACGCCACAGGCAGCAAAGCGCUUGUGGCACGGAGAGGGACCGAAAGGCCUUUUCCGCACGUUCUUCGCUGGCUUUGCCCGCUUUCCUUUGGCCCUUGGGGUCUUCUUCGCGUCCUACGAAGCGAUGAAGCGCAGUUCGUCGCUAUGGCCGUUCGACAGACUCGGUUCGGAAGUCGCAGCAGUGCAGCUGCGCAACAGUGUUUACGGAGCUGUCGCUGGUGUCUUCUGUUGGACAUCAGUUUUCCCGCUGGACGUCGUGCAGAGCCGUGUCAUGGGCGAGGCAGCCUAUGGAGCAGACCGCAAGUACACCGGUGUGGUUGCAUGCGCUCGCGAACUCUACCGCGUGGAGGGGCUUAAAGCCUUUGUCCGAGGAUACUCCGCCGUUCUCAUGCGGGCCGGUCCUGUGAAUGCCGUCCUUUUUCCUGCCGUGGACUUCCUGAAGCCUGUGGUGGACAAGCGGAAUUCAGACAUGCAUGACAUUUUCGUGUCCGGGAGACAACUCGCAGAGCCGUGGCUACAGAGUUCAUUGAAAGGCACUUACAACGCGGCUGAGCAAAGAGGUGUUGCCUUGGAUCUCAUCGGUGUCUACCUGAAGAACUACGAGAUAGACAAGUGCGACUACGUACUGGAUCGCGUGGUGCCCUUGGCACGGAAGAAGGGCGGAACAUGGCUCAUCAAGGCGUUGGACAAGCUCUGUGCGGUUCGGAUGAAGCAGUUCCGGGCCUAUGACGCCCUUAUGGCCUUGAAAGAGAUCGAGCAACUGGUGCCUUUCCGGCCGGAGGAGGGCUGGGAGUUCCAUGACAUCAUGUACAGAAACUUCGCGUGGUGCUAUUCUUCCCUAGACGAGGCAGAGAAGUGCCUCGAGUACACGCGGAAAAGCGUAGAGGUCAAGAAAACCAACGGCGUCCCGGCCACAUGGUUCGACAUAUGGGACCUCGGAAAGGCACAUGCGCGGCUAGGCCUGGCGACCCGGGGGGCUUUUGGGCUCAGCGCUUAA